Messenger RNA from Penaeus chinensis, 1875 nucleotides. Its product is annotated as BTB/POZ domain-containing protein 6-like. The transcript has 7 exons. Gene Ontology annotation, biological process: neurogenesis. NCBI's taxonomy places the organism in Eukaryota, Metazoa, Arthropoda, Malacostraca, Decapoda, Penaeidae. Bases 102 to 1541 code for a protein of 479 amino acids. Gene Ontology annotation, cellular component: cytosol; P-body. The record is from RefSeq and is a predicted model, not a curated record. Gene Ontology annotation, molecular function: protein binding.
CGCGGAUCCUGACGUAAACAAACCAGAGACGCACGAAGGUGACCCAGGCGGCAGGCCGCUCUCAGCUCGUCGGUAAUUACUCUUUUGUACGCCAUAGAGAGAUGGCACAAGGGCCAUCGAACGUGGACUGGCAGACGAGUUUAACACAAAUACACCAACGCGCAGGCCAUGUCCUCCAGUCGGGCCAGUGGUCAGACUGUACCUUCAUUGUCGGAAAUGAAAAUAAUCAAAAGCAGACCCUACGCGGCCACCGUCUCAUCCUCGCCAUGUCGUCGCCUGUGUUCGAGGCGAUGUUUUACGGAGGAAUGGCGGAGAAGGAGGACAAGCCCGUGGAAAUCCUGGACGUGCAGCCGGAGGCCUUUAAAGCGCUGUUGCAGUACAUCUACAGUGAUGAGAUAAACCUCCAGUCCUUCGAUCAAGUCUGCGAAAUUUGUUAUGCUGCCAAAAAAUACAUGAUUCCGGCCCUUGUGGAACAGUGUACAAAAUUCAUAUGGAGCGACCUCCACCCAGGGAACAUGUGUCGAGCAUAUGAGUUUGCCAGGCUCUUCGAAGAACCGAGUCUGAUGGACAAAUGUUUACAGAUCCUUCACUCCAAGACAGAAUUAGUCAUUAAAGAUGCAUCUUUUGAGGAUAUCGAAGCAACAACCCUACGAACCAUCUUGCAACAGGAGAAUCUUGCAGUAUCAGAGGCCAUGCUGUGGGAUGCGUCCGUCCGGUGGGCAAAGCAAGAGUGUGGGAGGCAGUCGUUAGAAGCCACACCCCUCAACCAACGAAAGGUCUUGGGUGAGAAUCUGGGUCUCAUAAGAUUCCUGACCUUUAGCCCAACAGAGUUUGCGAACGGACCAGCCAUGUCGGAAAUCCUAACCAAGGAGGAGAGCUUCACACUCCUAAUGAACAUCUCUUCCCCGGGCGUGACUCCCCUCCCCAAGCCCUUCUGUCCGAGCCUCAAGAGGAGACAGAAAGAGCCGUCACCUCCCCCGCCAACGCCGCCAGACCCGAGGAACAUAGGAAAUCUAAGGGACGAGGUGCAGUUGAGGUGUACCUGUGCUGGAGAUAUCACCACCAUCCUGAUCAACGACCAGCUGGUGGACUUCUCACUGUCCUUCUCCGUAGACAGCAGCAUCUGUAUCUAUGGCGUGGAGAUGCCAACACAGAUGGUCCCACAGACUCUGGAGCAGCAGCCAAAUGGGCAGCCAGUUCCCCAGAGCUACUCUGAGCUCAUCUAUGCCUUUCUGCAGGACUCAGAUGGCUGCCGGCUCACUUACACCCACUUCACAGCUCGCGUGCCGUGGAAUAGCACCAUGGAAGUGAUGUUCAACCGGCCUGUGUACAUCACUCCCAACAGGACCUACAAAAUUGGUGUUGUCAUGAACAAAGUGGGUCGGUAUCCACUGUACGUGACCAACCACUUUGUGUCUGUUGAGUACGUGACAUUCACCUUUGGGCAGGACAGGUCACGGGACGGACUCAUCAAGGCACUCAUCUUCGGUUGCAUGCCACCAAGAAUCCCCUCGAGCCCCAGCCCUUUCUGGCCGUACUAAGGUCCCUUCUCACGUUCUUCUCCUUUCCUUACUUUUGUGUCUUCUCUGUCUUCUUCUUCCUCUGUAGUUUCUUUUCUUUCUUUCUCUUUCUUUCUCUUUUUCCUUUUCUCUCUCUCUGUCCUUAUAGGUUAUGUAAGUCUUGCUGUGAUUCUGUCAUUGCUUGUUGACAAUAGUAGUUAUAUUUGAUCUGCAUAAUCGUACUUAACUUUGUAGAUUUUGUAUAUAGUAUUUUCCAAAGUUUUUUUUUCUUUCUUUUAUAAACAAAUUAUGCUCUUAAGACAGAUUUAUUUAUAUGCAUUUCAGACUAUAUUGUAUGAAAUAAAAUUUUAAAUUA